GUCGUUAUGGCGUCGCACCGAACGGGAAUGGGAUUUUUCAGUUGCCGCAUGUAUUGGAAUUUACCAGUCAUGUUCCACGUUCUUUUGUAGUUAUAUAUACACAGGCAAAUGAAGGAAGAAGAUAAUAUACCGGGAACGGUCAAUGGCACCGUUAUGGAGCGAAAAAAAGGUGGUGUCGAAGAUAGCAGGGGUUGUACGGACACACUGGUCUACGAAGCGGGAUCUAAUCAAGCUGCAGGUCGUGGCGACCGCAAUGGUACAGGAAACCGUGUCGGAACGGGGAUACGCGUUCUAAAGCGGAACAUGAAGAGGAAUGGGAGCAGAGGCUGUGUUACCAGGAAGACCCGCUUUGGAUCACGGGAGCGGGACUGGCUGAAGGGGGAUGCCCAGCGGGGCUGUGUAUGUCUGUACGGGGGAACAGUUGACCCCCAGCCCCCAGCCUCGGGCCCACAGGCCUCUUCCACCCUCCAGGCAGACCUGCGGCUGGUGCUAUGCUCCACCACUACCACGGUGGAGGAGCUUUGUGCCCAGAGAGAAGUAGAGGGACUAUACCUGCAGCUCCAUGGAGACCUGCUCAGGAGGCUGGACCCCUCUGAGCGCCCUCUCCAGAUGGUGUAUGACUACCUGGCUGCUAUAGGCUACCAGGACCCUCUGCGGGUUCAGAGAGAGGCGGCCAACUCGGACCUCAGCUGCAUGAUCCGCUUCUACAGUGAGUGUCCAGUGAACGCGGACCAGCAGGAGCGAACCCUGUUGACGGGCGUGUUCAGCGUCAGGAAGGGAAAGACCCAGCUGCACAAGUGGGCAGAGCGCCAGGUCCUCCUGUGUGGAACCUGUCUGAUUGUGGCCUCCGUCAAAGACAGCCUGACGGGGAAGAUGCACAUCCUGCCCCUGGUGGGGGGAAAGGUGGAGGAGGUGAAGAGGAGACAGCACUGUCUGAUGUUCAGCUCAGCCGGACCGCAGGCCCAGACAUACUUUGUUAACUUGGACACACUGGCAGACUAUCAGAGGUGGCAUCGGCAGGCUUCAAAGGUGGUUUCUCAGACCAUCAGCCUGGUGGAUCUGUCAUGCUACAGUCUGGAGGAGGUGCCAGAGUACCUGUUCUACAGCCAGGACCUCACCCAUCUCAACCUCCGACACAACUUCAUGUCCCUGCAGGGCCCCGGAGGACUGCUCAAUCUCCCCAGGUUUUCCCAGCUGAAGAGCCUGAACCUUUCGCAUAACCGCCUGGGAGUGUUUCCAGAGUCUGUCUGUGAGAUCCUCACCCUGACAGAGCUCAACCUCUCCUGUAACGGCAUGAACACUGUCCCCACAAAGAUAGGCAACCUCCAGAGUCUGCAAACCCUGUCUCUGGAUGGGAAUCAGUUGAGCUUCCUUCCUGAAGAGCUUGGCGGCCUAGCUCAGCUCAGCAGCCUGGGGCUUUCCUUCAACAACUUCCCCCACAUCCCUGGUGUGCUGGAUAGGCUAAGUGGCAUGGACAAGUUAGCCAUGGCUGGGAACAGGGUGGAGACCCUGGAGCUGGGGAUCCUUGCCAGGAUGAGCCACCUCAAGAACAUCGACCUGCGGCUGAACGGUCUGCGCUGGGUGAAGAGUGAGGCCCUGGAGGCAGUGAAGCAGGUGACCCAGCUGGACCUGAGGGACAACCACUUGGCCACCCUGGACCUGAGCUCCAUCUGCAGCCUGGAAACCUUGCACUGUCAGAGAAACCAGCUGAGGGUGCUAACGCUGAGUGGCUUCACCCUGCGCACGCUCCACGCCAGCAGCAACCGCCUGACCACAGUCAACAUCUACCCAGUACCCAACCAGCUGACACAGAUGGACCUAUCACGGAACCUGCUGGAGUACCUUCCAGACUGGGUGUGUGACAGUAGAAAGGUGGAGGUGCUGGACGUUACACACAACUUCCUGUCUGAACUACCAGCCAGACUGCUCAGCAGCCUGAGUCUGAGGAAGCUGCUGGCUGGGAACAAUAGGCUCCAGAGACUGCCUGACCUACUUGACCACGUCCCCCUGGAAGUACUCGACCUCCAGCACAACAAGCUAGGCGAGCUCCCAGAGAGCCUCUUCUACAAGGCCUUAAACCUAAAGUACCUGAACGUGUCAGCUAAUAUCCUGGAGACAAUUCCCCCCAGCAGCCAAUCAGAGGAGAGUCUCAGCACCCUCCAGGAACUGUACCUGACGGGGAACAAACUGAAUGAGAACUGCGCUGCUCUGCUUGUGGGACACCAGAACCUCAGAGUCCUGCACAUGGCCUACAACCAGUUGCUCUCUUUCCCUGCCAGUAAACUGAGUAAACUAGAGCUGCUGGAGGAGCUGAAUCUGAGUGGCAACAAGCUGAAGACCAUCCCCUCCACUGUAUCCAGCUGUAAGAGGCUACACACCCUCAUAGCACACUCCAACCACAUCAGUGUGUUCCCCGAGAUCCUCAACCUGCCAGAGAUCAAGCUGGUGGACUUGAGCUGUAAUGAGCUGACUGAGAUCCUACUGCCAGACUCUCUAACGGCCACCCUGCACGAACUAGACCUGACUGGCAACAGCAGCCUCUUGCUGGAGCACAAAACACUCAACCUGUUCAGUCACAUCACCACCCUGAAGCUGGACCAGAAGCCAGCCAUGGCCACCGGGGACUCCCUGGGCUCCUCCACCCUGUGGAACCACGGCUACUCUGAGAUGAGCGGGCAGAGGAACAAAUUGUGUGUGUCUGUGCUGGCAGUGGACCGCUUUGGGGAUAGUGUUGAGGCGGCCUAUGGCGUCUUCGACGGAGACCGCAAUGAGGAAGUUCCUCGUCUGUUGCAGUGCACCAUGGGAGAUGUGCUGUCGGAGGAGCUGCUGCAUUCCAGUGUGGACAGUGUGUACAUGAGCAACACCUUCCUCACCUCACACAGGAAACUGGGCAUGGCUGGUCAGAAGCUGGGUGCAUCUGCCCUGCUCUGCUACAUCCACCACGAGCCGUCGGAGCUGGGCAGCUACUUCAGCCUGACGGUGGCCAACGUGGGCAGCUGCCAGGCGGUGCUGUGUCGAGACGGCCAGCCCCUGCCCCUCUCCAAGGUCUUCAGCCUGGAGCAGAGCACCGAAGAGAUGGACAGGGUCAAACUCAGCAAGGCGAUCAUCACUGAGGAUAACAAAGUGAGUGGAGUGACAUGCUGCUCUCGCCUGCUGGGAUGCUCUUAUCUCUCUCCCUGGGUGCUGCCCAAGCCCUGGGUGCGCACUGAGCCCCUGUGUUCCCAAGAUGAGUUCUUGAUCCUGGGGAACCGGGCACUGUUUGAGAGGGUGUCCUACCAGGAGGCUGUGUUCACCGUGCAGGCCAUGAGGGACCCCCGCGCAGCUGCCAAGAAGCUCUGCACGCUGGCCCAGAGCUACGGCUGCCGGGACAAUGUGGGGGCGGUGGUGGUGUCCCUGCACAUCGGGGAGGACAGCUGUACCUGUGAGCUCCCUCAUGCAAGUACUGGUACUGAACCCCGGGGACCCCCUCCAACACCUCUCCCCGUCACUGCUCCCCCGGGGGACCCGGCCACGCCCUCCUCCAGCAGUGGCAUCGCUUCAGAGUUCAACAGCGAGACUUCGGCCUCGGAGGUGGGGAGUGAGGCGGGCUCCACAGCCUCUGACGAGCACCCCUCCACUGGCCCCACGGCCCGACCUGAGAGGCGCUGUAGUCUCCACCCUGCAGCCACGCUCUGUGCCCCCGCGGGACCCGGCUCAGCUGGAGUAGGGGGGCCCCACCCUGUCCUGUUCCAGCGCCAGCCCUCCUGUGCAACCUUCUCCAGUAACCAGUCUGACAACGGGCUGGACAGUGAUGACGAGGCUCCACUAGAGGGGGUUAUCUCCAAUGGGAGCAAGCUGGAGGUGGAGGUGGACAUCCACUGCUGUGCUUUCCAGAUCCGUUCUGGGCCAGCCGCGAGCCCAAAGGACCACAACCUGGACAAGACACGCUCAGACUACCCCAACGGAAAGAUGCGUCGUCAGAACAGCGUGGUGGUGUCAGCCACUAACGGCUGCCUGCUGGCUGUGUGUGGCAGAGAGAUCUCCGACCUAAAAAAGUCCCCCUCCACCUCCAGCCUCUUUGGGAAGAAGCUUUCCAACGGCUCCGUGGUGGCCCCGGAAGAUAGCCACAACCUCAUCGAGGUAGCCCUGGAGGCCCCUAAGAAGAAGUCGGGUUACUUCACUGCCCCUGCCCAGCAGGACCCCGAGGACCAGCUGGUAGUGCCUCCCAGUCUAGAGCAGGAUGUUAGGGAACAGCUGAGGGGCCAGAGCCCUAUGGUCCCAGGACCUCCACCCCCUUUCACACCCCCCUCCAUCAGAGACCCUGUGUGGGACCACCCCCACCCCCCUGCUCCCAUGCUGCCCCAGCGGGACCUCGCCCCUAACCCUAUCCCUGCCCUACAGCAGGAAGUCUAUGAUACUGCCCUCUAGAGGGGGCCAGAGCACAGCGCCACCCUGUGGUAGUCCUGUGACAGUGCCAUACCAGGGGGGCAGAGGAGGUCUCUCUGGCACAGGUGGGAUAUUCCAGUUCAAGUUUCCAUUCAGCUCUGUCAUGAAGACAUGUGGGGCCUUGACUGUUCACACAUGAAUGCGUUACGUCACGUUAGACGUAGAGAGGUGCUUCGCUAACUGUCUGAUAAACCUGGUGGAACUGUCUGAGUAUCAGCGCUGAACAGGCACUGAAGUCACCAACCAUGAAAAUAGGUUGUGAAAAGAAGGGGGCCACCGGAGGCCAAAAUACCCCAGCCUGAACUAGAAUACCUCAUGCGUUUUAGACUGCAGAACUUGUUUGCAACAUUUCCCUUUACUUGGAAGGAAGGUCAAAUAGUGAAAUGGUAGAGUAAUCCAUUUGAGUGUGUUAUCAUUCCAUUGCUGGGGGCUGCAGGGGCUCCUAUAUCCCAGGGACAAGUCCUGUGACCAAAAGGUGAAAAAGUGCCUACUGUAGAUGACUCAGCCCCAGAUGUCCCUGCCUCCCUGCCUGUGUGUGUAUGGAGGGGGGAGGGGACACACAUCAGUAUUAACCCUGGAAUAGGACAUCACUGUGUGACUGCGUCCUCCAGGGGCCACCAAUGGUACAGCCACUUCUCGCUCUCUCUCUCUCUUUCUGUCUGUCUGUCUGUAUAUAUAUCCUACUUUAUCUCCCUCUCUAACCUGUUGACUGCACAAUGGCUGGCAGGACUGGAAACUGGGCUGACUGGCCUUACUCUGUGGCACAAGGAUUCAGACUGUUUAUGCUAGAGGCAGGUAGGAACAAAACAGCAGGCGAUUAAAAAAAAACAAAUCUAAUUUUUAUUUACUAGUGACCCUUUCUAUCAACACCAUAAUCCUCUAUAUGGGAAAUACAGUUAGUAUCUAUAUACACAUUUAGUCUGAGCAGUGUCGUGCAGAACCACAUAGUGGUGUAAUCACAAGGCCUGCUUGGCCUAGUCCCAGCAUCAGGAUGCGUAUCCAUUUGGAAACCAUUGAAGCCUUGCUGGGAGGAAUAAUACAGAAAAAAAACAUUCAAAAGUAGCAUCAAGCUCUCAUAAAAAGGCAAACGCAAAAUAACAUAACAGUGCAUUGCUCACCUGUACAGAACCAAUAUGUCAUACUGCUUCAAAACCAUUAUUGUAACACUGUAUCCGUGACAGUGCAUGGUCAGCAAAUUUUAACAGAAAAAGUCAUUAUAUUAAUUAUGUUUUAUGGGCAACAUGAGUGGUGACAAUGAAGACGAAACAAUUGUUCCCGGUGUUCAUAUCUCAAAGACACUACAAUGCACACCAGAUCCUGUACAGUAAUCAUUACAAAUGAUGGGUGAAAAAAACAUGUUCUUCACAUUAUUCGGGUGCCAUCAUUUAAGGAGUCCAGAUACUGUAAGAUGUGUAGCCCCUUUUUCUUUAGUUUUUCUAGUUUCACGCUUGUUGUACCCAGGAAAUUGUGCAAAAUCUCUCCAGUGACCAACAUAUCGAAAGUGUUUUUUUAAGGUUUGAGAAUCAUUCUGUUCCCAUCAUUCCAUUAGCUUCACAGUCAACUGAACAAAAUAUCCAUGUUUAGUGUACUAAAAUGAGGAUGUAACAUGGUAUAUUAUUUUACAUGUAUAUGAAAAGUAUGCAUGUUGUGAAAGUCUAUUUUAAUCAUGCAGUUUGCAUAAUUCCUUUGGAGCCUAUAGAUAUAGCUGGUUGAUGCUCUUCAUUUUAAGUCAGUGACCGGCGAGAGAAAGAGUAAAAAAUAAUUGAAAUAAUUAGAUAUUUCAUUCUCAUAGAUCUACUGACAGAUUCAAUAGGGGUUUGUGGGACAUCUGGUGGUGAUAACUAUGAAUUGCCUCAAAUGUUAGUUCUAUAUCAGUGAAUAUCACCAGUGUACUCUACCACCGCUACCACCUACUGUAUAACAGAUUCAGAACAAGCACAGUGUGUUUUUGUUAGCAGGACAGAAAAGCUCAUUGUUGUCUUGGUGACAAUAAGGGCUGGUUUGAGUAAGAGGGGCGGUGUGAAGCUCACAUGAGUGGCAACACCAAACCAUUUCAACAGGUGGGUGGAUGACUGGAUGGGGUAUUGUGAAGGAACAAUGUUUCAGGAGGUAUGUAAGGACACCUGACCUAAUGCUGAGGAGGAUGUUCUCUUACUCUUCUUUCACAGUGUGGAGACAAGCCUUUGUCUGUUCCAUAUGUUUCUAAGCUGUCAGAGGACCCUUGGUUAAUACCAUCCAACCAAUGAGGAAAACGGGUUUAUCAAAUUACGUUUAUGUGGAAUUUUAGCAAAAAUGAGCAAAGCACUUGUGUCCCGAGAAGAGUGAAAAAACUAAAGUAUUGAGUGUAAGCCAUUAGUUUUGCAUCAGACUUUGAGUUCAGACCAUUUGCUAAGGGUUUUAGUGUUGCUAAGGUAUGGAGUGGCCCUGACUUUUAUCAAGCACAGACAUUGAGUUCAGACCAUUUGCUAAGGGUUUUAGUGUUGCUAAGGUAUGGAGUGGCCCUGACUCUUAUCAAGCACAGACAUUGAGUUCAGACCAUUUGCUAAGGGUUUUAUUGUUGCUAAGGUAUGGAGUGGCCCUGACUCUUAUCAAGCACAGACAUUGAGUUCAGACCAUUUGCUAAGGGUUUUAGUGUUGCUAAGGUAUGGAGUGGCCCUGACUCUUAUCAAGCACAGACAUUGUGAAAUAUGUCCGUCAUGGACAUUGCUUUGAAUAAAGGCAUCUGCAUAAUAUGGGUCAGUUGACUGUGAAUAUGACAUUUCUAUAAAGUUGCACUUUAAGUUGCAAUGUUAGAGGAUAGUAUACCACUAAUUGACUCAUCAUUGAUAUAACAAAGCUGCAGACCAAAAUCUACCACCCUUCCCCUUUGUGCCAAACUGCCUAACCCUAACCCAUUUUAGAGAGGACAACUUUCUGACUUAGUAAGAGAGGGCUUGUGGUCUGACAAGAGAAUGACUGGGAUGUGUUCCUAGAUGCCACUGUGAGAAGGCUAGUGGCAUGGUUGUAAUACUUACCAUAGCUGCUUAGCUAGUUACAACCCACUCUAUGCUUGUUCAUAGCCUUAAUGCAGCGCUGCCAGUCCUAAUGAUGAUGGUGACUGUCUUUUUCUGUUGGUUUUAUUUCCUUUAGCGGAGCUGGUUUUGCCCUUUGACCUUACGUGGCAAGGUCAGGAGCAUAUAACACGGCAUUAUUUUCUCCAAAUUGCAGAGGGAGCAAUGUAACGUUUCAAGCCAGUAGAACAAGGAUUGGGACCAGAGGGGUGGAUUCUAAAGGUUUCAUAGAAUUGGCAGUAUUUUAGAUGCUCAAAAACCUCACAGCGGCUUCGAAAUGGCUAUUUACUUCAUCCUUAACGUUCAAGACUGGAUUGAUUGGUGAAUUUGCCUUUCUAAAGCCUGCUUGCUUAUAAUAUGAGAUGUAUUACAUACAAUUGAAGUUGGAAGUUUACAUAUACCUUAGCCAAAUGUAUUUAAACUAAGUUUUUCACAAUUCCUAACAUUUAAUCGUAGUAAAAACUCCCUGUCUUCGUUAGGUCAGUUAGGAUCACCACUUUAUUUUAAGAAUGUGAAAUGUCAGAAUAAUAGUAGAGAAUUAUUUAAACUUUUAUUUCUUUCAUCACAUUUCCAGUGGUUCAGAAGUUUGCAUACACUCAAUUAGUAUUUGGUAACAUUGCCUUUAAAUUGUUUAACUUGGGUCAAAUGUUUCAGGUAGCCUUCCACAACCUUCCCUCAAUAAGUUGUGUGAAUUUUGGCCCAUUCCUCCUGACAGAGCUGGUGGAACUGAGUCAGGUUUGUAGGCCUCCAUGUUCCCACACGCUUUUUCAGUUCUGCCCACAAAUGUUCUAUGGGAUUGAGAUCAGGGCUUUGUGAUGGCCUAUUUUGUGAAGUGCACCAGUCCCUCCUGCAGCAAAGCACCCGCACAACAUGAUGCUGUCACACCUGUGUUUCACGGUUGGGAUGGUGUUCUCCGGCUUGCAAGCCUCCCCCUUUUUCCUCCAAACAUAACGAUGGUCAUUAUGGCCAAAAAGUUCUAUUUUUGUUUCAUCAGACCAGAGGACAUUUCUCCAAAAAGUACAAUCUUUGUCCCCAUGUGCAGUUGCAAACCGUAGUCUGGCUUUUUUAUGGCGGUUUUGGAGCAGUGGCUUCUUCCUUGCUGAGCGGCCUUUCAGGUUAUGUCGAUAUAGGACUCGUUUAACUGUGGAUAUAGAUACUUUUGUACUCAUUUCCUACAGCAUCUUCACACGGUCCUUUGCUGUUGUUCUGGGAUUGAUUCGCACCAAAGUAUGUUCAUCUCUUGGAGACAGAACACGUCUCCUCCCUGAGUGGUAUGACGACUGCGUGGUCCCAUGGUGUUUAUACUUGCAUACUAUUUUUCGUACAGAUGUACGUGGUACCUUUAGGCAUUUGGAAAUUGCUCCCAAGGGUGAACCAGACUUGUGGAGGUCUACAGUUUUUUUCUGAGGUCUUGGCUGAUUUCUUUUGAUUUUCCCAUGAUGUCAAGCAAAGAGGCAAUGUUUGAAAGUAGGCCUUGAAAUACAUCUACGGGUACACCUCCAAUUGACUCAAAUGAUGUCAAUUAGCCUAUCAGGAGCUUCUGAAGCCAUGACAUCUUUUUCUGGAAUUUUCCUAGCUGUUUAAAGGCACAAUCAACUUAGUAUAUGUAAACUUCUGACCCACUGGAACUGUGAUACAGUGAAUUAUAAGUGAAAUAAUCUGUCUGUAAACAAUUGUUGGGAAAAUGACUUGUGUCAUGCACAAAGCAGAUGUCCUAACCGACUUGCAAAACUAUAGUUUGUUAACAAGAAAUUUGUGGAGUGGUUGAAAAACUAGUUUUAAUGACUUCAACCUAAGUGUAUGUAAACUUCUGACUUCAACUGUAAGUUUUAUUCACUUAUUUUGUUCAAACUUCGGACAAAAUCUGCUCUUCAAAGGAUCAAACACUGUUUAAAGCACUUUGUACAUAGGGAGAUAAAUAUAUUCAAAGAUUGAUAUUUGAAUAUUAUGUGAGAUAUUUAUAAAAAAUGCACAUUAACUCAUAGGGCUUGAGUUGUCGUUGUUGUGGCUUCUGUCAGCCAAACAUAUCAUGUCUUCUUCUCUAAGAGAAAGUAUCCAAUAGAAGUGCUAAUAAUUCAAAGUGAAGUGUGAGAGAAUUACAAAACUGCUUUUCGGUUGGAUGCAAGUUUGUCUUUUAGCACAAAGACAGACAUUGUUCUUCCUUGUUCAAGUCUUAAGGCUUUUUUGUAUUGAGUCAUUCUGCUUCCAUGAGAGGAACAGCAGCUGGUGUUGUGGGAUGAAAGAUCCUGGCUCAUUCUAGGGAUGAUAAGUGGCAGAAAGCAGGCAUUUUGAAUAUUGCUUUGUUUGCCAACGGAAGCCACCUGCUGUGCCUCAAGCGGUAACACAGGUACAUGUACGCACCACAGGUGUGGGUUUGCCCUCCACCCUGAGCAUUUCAGGACAGACUAAAGAAACAGAUUUGCACACAUCUGACAUUUUCAUGUGGCAUUUAAGUUGAGAACAUAAGAACAGUAUGAAGAGGUGAUUGUCUUUGAUGUGGUUGGUGGAACAAAAGAAUUCAAAGUUCUCAUAAUCCUCUUAAUGAACAGGAAGUUGGACUUCAAAUACACUACACAAUGUGACGAUGAUUAUGAACAUGAAUUCCCUCACAUCAAAUAUGCAAAGUGUCACCUGUUUCUAUUACUCACAGGUUACACACCUGACCUGAAAAUAGGAGGAUCCUUUUUUCUUAACUAUGGAAAUUAGUAGUAACUGAGCAUUCUUGUCUGUCUGUGUGUGUAUGUAUGUGUGUGAGAAUGGUGAAGUGCAGUGUUCUGCCAUCGUGUGUGUGAGAAUGGUGAAGUGCAGUGUUCUGCCAUCGUGUGUGUGAGAAUGGUGAAGUGCAGUGUUCUGCCAUCGUGU
Molecule: messenger RNA, 10337 nt
Organism: Oncorhynchus masou masou (cherry salmon)
Lineage: Eukaryota; Metazoa; Chordata; Actinopteri; Salmoniformes; Salmonidae
Product: PH domain leucine-rich repeat-containing protein phosphatase 2-like
Exons: 19
Coding region: 109-4407 (1432 amino acids)
Molecular function (GO): protein binding
Source: RefSeq, a predicted model, not a curated record